CACAAGCUGUUGAAAUAGUAAAAGCCUCUCUCCGCCACGCUCUAUCACCAAGAACAACCAGACAGACACAGACACUGACGCUGUUGCAGUGCACAGGAGCACCCUACCCUGGGUAAAGCUACAUCAGCAGACCAUACUACGUAGGAAUAUACCGUCUCCUCAACAAAACAACACCCUCCACUGAACUGAGAGGCUGUUUUUCAUCUCAGUUCUCCCCAUAAUUACUCAAUUUUCUCAUUCUAGGACAGCAUUGCUUCUCUCCUCAGCGAUUACCCUCGGAGCGCACACUACCACAACACAACAGGACACCCCACUCUGACUAAACAAAAGUUGUGGAAACCUAUCAACUUUGGAGGGGAGCCUACUACGUAUACGGUCGGAUAUACGGUGGCCUUCCAGUGCCGAGAGAGAGAGAAAGGGAGGGAGGAUUUGGGUCUUCUUCUCUCUGCUGGUGGGUGAAAGUCUAUCAAAACGCCGCGUGCCGUGCUCCGCGUGAAGAAUGCCCAGGCGAGGAUGGCCAAGCCGGCCGAACCGGCGCCCACACCAGGGCUCUACAUGGAGCGCUCGCAGAGUCGGAUCAGCCUGUCGGCCUCCUUCGAGGCCCUGGCCAUCUACUUCCCCUGCAUGAACUCUUUCGAUGAGGACGAUGUUGAUGCUGAGGGCAGGAGGCAAAAGGGGAUCCAGAGGAGCACUGAGACGGGACUGGCCGUAGAGAUGCCCAGCCGCAACGUACGCCAGGCCAGCCACGAGUCCAUCGAAGACAGCAUGAACAGCUAUGGCUCAGAGGGCAAUCUGAAUUACAGUGGGAUGUGCCUGGCCUCUGAUACCCAAUUCAGUGACUUCCUGGAUGGGAUGGGCCCUGCACAGUUUGUUGGGCGACAGACACUAGCCACAACAUCAUUGGGUGAUGUUGAAAUAGGCCUGCUGGAGAGAAAUGGCCUCUUGGAGGUGGAGAUCGUGCAGGCCAGAGGACUCACCCAGAAACCUGGAUCCAAAGGACCUCCAGCGGCUUACAUUAAAGUGUACCUACUUGAAAAGGGGGUAUGCAUUGCCAAAAAGAAGACAAAGUCAGUUAGGAAAUCCCUGGACCCUCUGUAUAACCAAGCGCUGGUGUUCUCGGAGAGUCCACAGGGGAAAGUCGUUCAGGUGAUUGUUUGGGGAAACUACGGACGCAUGGAUCGUAAAUGCUUCAUGGGUGUUGCCCGCAUUUUAUUGGAGGAGCUGGAUUUGACGAGCAUGGUGAUUGGCUGGUAUAAGCUUUUCCCCACCUCGUCCAUGGUGGACCCCACGAUGGCCCCGUUGAUAAGGCACUCUUCCCAGCUGUCCUUGGAGAGCACCGUGGGCCCAUCCUUUGAACGCUCUUAAGACCUCUGGGUACUGGCUCUUUUUGAACAUACCCUUCUAUUUGUGUGCCCUCCAAAGGAAGGUACCACACCUUCAGAGGAACAUAUGCCUGACCGUAGUGUACAGCUCUGAGAUGAUGAAUGUGACACUGGCCUUGCACUGUUUAAAAAAAUAUAUAUUUUAAAGGGGCGCCAAAGGUCUAGGAAGACUUUGAGCACAGGACUUAUUCUUGACUUGGGCUGUUUCUUCUUACAUGGUACAAUGGUAUAAUCUGUGUCUUUUGGAUAGAAUUAUGUCAAUGAUGGUGCAAGAGAGAGAUUUGCAACCCUCUACUGGGGAGGUUACCAUCCUGUGUUCUGUUUGCAGACAUUGGGUCUGAAGCUGAAGGUUGCAUCACAGAGGGGAAUGUGCAAUAUCAUGGUUAUACUGUAGCUGGUAUAGGAAAAAACAAGCCAACACAAGUUCUAGACAUCCAACAGCAAGAGAAGCAGAUUCUCUCUACAAUAAUAGAAUUUGUAAAACCAGGCUGAGAAUUCUGAUUUGGAUCGAGCUUAAGUGUUGUUUGAAUAUAUUUAAGAUUGUCUUUGAUGCUUGGCUAACAUUUUAACAUUUUCAACUGUGCCAAUUUACCAGCAAGUGUCUUGACUUUGUGGCUUGUGCCAUUGUUCACUGAAAAGGGGUAAUUUUGGAACGGAAACAUUUGAUGACAGCUCGUGACGGGGCACUGAGAGGAUAUAUGACAGAUAUAUAAUGAAAUCAAAUGAAUUUACAGAAGAACAUGUGUGCACAUUGUAUAGCUGUACGGUAAUUAGAAUAACAUGUAUUUUAUUUGGGCACUUUAUUAUUGAUGUUUUUCUAUUAAUGUUAGUCUUCAGUGAGCCAAGAACAGAGACACAGAACUUUGGUAUCCCAGUAAGGUUGUAGCAUUAGGUGGUAGCGUCAGCAUGACAGAAUACCUUAUUAGCUUAUCACAAAAUAAUAAGAUUAAGCAGGGGCGGAUAGGUCCCAGAAAUCUAAACUAAAGUGUAAAUUGAUUAAGGAGCUAAAGGACAAGAAACACACAGUGCCAACGAACACUUAAGAGGAACCGGUGGCCAGGCAAUCACCUGCUGGGUGUCGACGGAACGGUGCCGAUUCAACAUGUAGAAUGGUCAGGAAAUAAAUAAUUUUGGCCAAAGUUCUGGUCAGAGGGUAAAGGAUGGACACCCACUGCUUUUAACCAUUCACUGGCAUUCACUUGCGCAUUGUGUAUUGUCCUUAACAUGUAGCAGUUAAGUUCAGAUUCAUAGAGAUAAUUGCAGUACUGACUUGUGUGCUACUGUGGAAAACAGAAUAGCUGUAUUAAAUAUUAAGAAACAAGUGUAUUUGUUCCCUUUAAGUAUUAUACAGCACACAUUGGUAUCUUUUUUGACAAUAUAAAAUGUCCAAUGCUGUGCAAAAACUCUGAACCACACCUGAUAAAUCAAACCUGUGUCAAAUACAGAUGUCAAAUACUUCCAAAUACUUAAUUUAGCUUGGAGUUUGCACUUCUGGGACUAUUCCAUUGGUUUCAUUGUACAUGCAAACUAAAUCAAGCGCAGCUCAAGUACUUGAACGUUUUUGACAAAAGUAUCUGACCUGGAUCUAGCUAAAAUGAGUCUACAUGUUGCGUAUAAUGUAUUAAGUCUAAAUUAGAAUGAAAUGUUCAAAAUAUAUAUAUAUGGAUACAACAUUUUUUAAAUGCUAAAUUAACUUGAAGACAAAAUUCAAGUCUUAAGAUGAACACUAAGGCUUAGAUUCAAUUAAAACAAGUGUUAACCGGCAAUAACAAACACCUGCAUAGCGGAUGUUUUGGCAGUGUUGGAACUGCAUUGGAGCUGUCAAAUCUGUAAGCAGCUUCUCUUGCAAUCAUUGUCAGGAAGCCACACCCUCCCCAUUUGCAUUAGAAGUUCAGAACAAGAAAGUGUAGGCUGUAUAGAAAUAAUUAUGCUCAAAUUGAAAAUUCAUUAAACAAAAUAAUGAGGAUUUAUAUAAUCCUAAUCGAGGUGUAGAUUACAUCUCACAUUCCAGUGUUCGAACUU
Messenger RNA from Coregonus clupeaformis (lake whitefish), 3404 nucleotides. RefSeq names its product regulating synaptic membrane exocytosis 4 (gene rims4). Gene Ontology annotation, cellular component: cytoskeleton of presynaptic active zone; presynaptic membrane. Bases 514 to 1365 code for a protein of 283 amino acids. The transcript is spliced from 6 exons. Gene Ontology annotation, molecular function: transmembrane transporter binding; small GTPase binding. Gene Ontology annotation, biological process: regulation of membrane potential; calcium ion-regulated exocytosis of neurotransmitter; positive regulation of synaptic transmission. The record is from RefSeq and is a predicted model, not a curated record. NCBI's taxonomy places the organism in Eukaryota, Metazoa, Chordata, Actinopteri, Salmoniformes, Salmonidae.